Messenger RNA from Bursaphelenchus xylophilus (pine wood nematode), 2563 nucleotides. NCBI's taxonomy places the organism in Eukaryota, Metazoa, Nematoda, Chromadorea, Rhabditida, Aphelenchoididae. The record is from the annotation of a GenBank genome assembly.
AUGGGUGAGAAUGCGAUUAUUUCCUCUGAAUUGAAUCCAUUAAAAUGCGCCAAAUGCCUACAAGUAAUAUCUGAUCCAAAAAGGCAACUCUUCAAUUUAGGAACUCAACAAGCCUAUAAGAUUGCCUUGUCAGCAUUGUUAUUGUAUGGAGUGUAUUCGUUACAACACCGAAUGUCCAACUUGCUCCUUACCGUUCGAUUCUAAUAUUCUGAAGAUUGAUCCGAUUCUGAAUUAUCUUCUAGAUUCGGCCAAGGAAUUAACAGAACCUUGCGCGAAUUGUGACCAAUGUCGGCAUCCCAUGUUCUUUUGUGAAACCUGCCAACAACCUUUAUGUCAUGAAUGUAGAUUGUCCACUCAUCAAGCAAAAAUCUUCUCCUCUCAUCAAAUCUUACCAUUGGAAGAGAGUGGGAGACUAAGAGGGAACUUACAAUGUAAAGAACACAAGUCUCCGUAUGUCCUUUUCUGCUCCGAAUCAAAGAGUUUGAUGUGUAUCGAAUGCUUUAAUGGAUCAUCUGUUGAUAAAAGGUAAUCUGCUUUGAUAGCUUUACUAUUUUAUCAUAGAAAUCACUUUCUGAGUAUUGAAGUUGCUCAUAAAUCUUGCCAAGACAGACUGAAUGAGAGUGUCAAACUAUUGAAAAGCUUCCAAAACGACCUCAAAGAACAGAUCGAAGUCAGAAAAAGUGCUCAAGAACAAGUUCAUAUGAAUUCCGAUAAUAUUCAAAAAGAGUAAGUCCAAUUAAGAGUAUGAUUACCUGAUUUAGGAUCGAGGAACAAUAUGAAAUAAUGGUUGAAAAAAUCAAAGCCGUCAAGAUGAGAGUGAUUGAGCGAGUUAAGAUGACCGAAAACGAUAAAACAAAUCAAAUAGCAAAACAGAUCAAGACGCUAAUUAACAUUGAGGUAGGAUAUAAGAAAAUGAUGACUAUAUCAGGUAUGACUAUAACAAUUCCAGGCUCCAAUCAAGUUGAAUCUCCUGAGUGCCUCAGUUUUCUGUUCGUACGCAUCACAAUUAGACCUACUUCACUCGUUUUCCUCCAUCUUGGACAAUAUCAAAUUGAUAUUGGCACAAAAAAUGGAGAAAAUUCCGUCAGAUGGCUUCGGAACCGUCAACUUUGUCGGUCAAUUUGUGAGCUCUGUAGAGAAUGAACUUGAUUUCCCGAAGCCUCAGGCCUCCCACACUCUUCAGCAAUCCGUAAAUCAGCUAUCCCUACAGUUAUUCAAUAACAACUUAAAUGAAGUUGAAGAAGACAGCGAGAGCAGCAAGGGAUCUUAUGCAUCAUACGCCUUCAGAAAUAUGAUCCUGCGAGAUCCCAGUUGUGUGCUGGAAUACGGAUCUACAACAUUCAACGAGCAACUCCAACGAGUUGAGAAUCCGUUAAAGGACUUCGUUAACGAAAGAAAUCAUAUAUCCAAUACUCUUCUGGAAGUGCAAAGAGACAUUACUAAACGUCGAUGUAUAGUUGACAAAACGUUGAUCGAAGAAUUAACCAGUAGUUGUGAAUCACUAAAUGCUCGGCUGGACGGGCAUUUGCAGGUGGUUGAUGAGGUCGAGGGAGUUCUUCAAGAUCUUUGGAUGGAGCAAUUCGACCUUCUCCGAAGACAAAACGCCAUAUUCCAACAGAAGAAAGAAGAGCUGGCUUCCCUCCAACGAUUCUCCCAACAAAUUCUAGAUGCCGUCGUGAAAGUCAAGACGGUCAGCAAAUUCCUAUCUUCGGUUAUAUCAGUUGUGGACGAAAGGAGAAGUGGAACAACAGCAAUCCCACCAAUGGAACAGAUCUGCAUGCAGAUACUGACAUUAUCUCCAGACUCAAAACAACGAUGUGAAGCUAUUGAAAAGGAAGAAGAAAAUAGAAGACUGGCAAAGGAGAAAGAGAAAUUGUUAACUCAAAAGGAAGUUAGACAACUCCCAAAGAAUCUAAAAGAGACUCCUAAAAAGGCGAGGCCUGUGUCUAUGAUUAUGAUCGAAAACAGUCGGGAUCGGCAACCAGUGCCAUUAAUCUUGAAGAAGAAGAAAAGAACGUAGGUUUAUUUAAUACUAAUGUAAAUGUAUUUUAGGAAACGGAACUCCCAAUCAGAUGAGAGUAGUGGGAUCAGAAGUCCAUCUCCCAAAGGAUUGUUCUCAUCCGCCACAAGCCUGGAUACGAUAUCUCUGAACGCUGGGGGGUUUUACUCCCCAACGUCUCUAAGUCCUGUGCCCCAAAAAGAAAAACCAAUAACAGAAGAGAUGGUGAGAUCUACAAUAAAAACCAAGCUAGAAUCGCCGACCAUCCCUGGACCAUCUAUGACCUCGCCUCCAGUCUCUCCAAUCGUCAAACCCAAACCUCAGAUCCCACUUCCACCGAUCACUCCACCCCGAUUAGAAAUGAGACCGCCGCCUCCUCCACCAUCACCCAAGAUUCCAGACGGAGGUUCAAAUGCAAUAUCAUCAAGACCAGAGACCCCAAAAACACCCAAAUCCUUGCAAUAUGGGGCUAGUUUGGGAGGGAACACGCCUUCGGAAGAAACAAUCAAAGCCCGGGAAAUGUUGUUACAAUCAAUCAAGGAGAGAGUAAAACGAAUUGAUUAG